AUGUCAUUUACAACUCCGAAUAUAACUUAUGAGGCAUAUGCUUACAAAAAUGGUAAUUAUCCAAUUGAGAUAAUUAAUGAAACAAUUGAUCUAGUAAACUCACCUAAUGGAGAAUUUAUUGCACCAAAAGGUAAGAUUAUAGUUAAAGUAAAUUAUGCUUCUUUAAAUCCUAUUGAUACCAAAUUAUAUGAGUUAAAACCUUCAUUUAUGAAAUAUAUCAAUGGCAAACAAGGGUUUGGAAAAGAUUUCAGUGGUAAAGUUAUUUCAAUUGGUGAUGAAACAAAUACAGAUGUAAAAGUUGGAGAAUAUAUUCAAGGAAUGUUGGGUCCAUUAAUUUCAAGUAAAGGUACAGUUGCUCAAUAUGUAUUAUUAGAUCCAAAAGUUUCACCAAUUACUACAGUACCAACAAAUAUCAAUUUAGCUCAAGCUUCGUCUUGGCCAUUAGUAUUAGGUACAGCAAUUGGUAUGCUAAAAGGUUUACAGAUUAAAGAUUCUAAAAUUGCAGUUUUAGGUGCUAGUACUUCAGUUGGACGUUAUGUAGUUCAAUUAGCUAGAAUUGGAGGGGCUAAAGAAAUAGUAACUACAAACUCGACAAGAAAUAAAGAUUUAAUAACAAAAUUAGGUGCAACUUCACAAAUCGACUAUACAAGAUAUCCAAAUUUUUUAAAGAAGUUUUUAGAUAGCGUCAAAGAGUCUGGAGAGUUUGAUUAUAUUAUUGAUACUUAUGGUGGUAAUCAAUUGUUUCCAGAAAUCAAUCACAUAUUAAAGAAAGGAGGUGUGUAUAACACUAUAGUUGGAGAUUCAACAGGUCAUGGAUUGGAUUUAAUUUACGGAACAAUGAAAACGGUAGGUAGAGUAAUUUACUCCAAAUUAGGUCUUCUAGGGUAUGAAUAUAAUUUUGCAGCUUUGAAUAUGAUGGGGGGUUGGAUAAAUGAUGCAAGAGAUAUGAUUCAAGAUGAAAAACUUCAAAUUUUUGUUGAUAGUAUAUACCCAUUUGAUCAAUUAGACAAAGGUGUUGAAAGACUAGAUAGUGGUAAAGCUAACGGUAAGGUUGUUAUUGAAGUUUCAAAGGAGUAA
This is a messenger RNA of Lodderomyces jiufengensis, 1077 nucleotides long. Its product is annotated as YIM1. NCBI's taxonomy places the organism in Eukaryota, Fungi, Ascomycota, Pichiomycetes, Serinales, Debaryomycetaceae. Gene Ontology annotation, molecular function: oxidoreductase activity. The transcript has a single exon. Gene Ontology annotation, cellular component: mitochondrion. The coding region runs from base 1 to 1077 and encodes 358 amino acids. The record is from RefSeq and is a predicted model, not a curated record.